This is a messenger RNA of Amoebophrya sp. A120, 3593 nucleotides long. The record is from the annotation of a GenBank genome assembly. Lineage: Eukaryota; Dinophyceae; Syndiniales; Amoebophryaceae.
AUUUGAUUUUGCCCAUGUCAGGUCGUGGAUGCUUAUCAACCCCCUAAUUUCGUCCUUACCUGCGUAUCGUAGGUAAGCCAAGGGUUUUUCCCGAUUCCUUUAUUAGUAGCGGUAGCUCAUGUUGGUUUUGGUUGCUGCCGCACUUGACCUCUUGUCGCGAAGCUUUAUUUUGCACCCUUCGAAGAUAGAACGACCCGUAUCUAUCUAUCAGCACUAAGGUAGAGUGCAGCUUUCACCACUUCACUUACACUUUUGAAGAACGCAGAAUAGAACCUUGAAACUCGUGCGUUGCUUUGCUCUUUUCCCCCUCGUCCCCCCGACGCCAUGAGCGGCACAGAGGACGUGAAUCCGGACGUCCGAAUGAAGACAACGGGUCCGGAAAAUGCGGUGGCCGACCUUGUCAAGGAGAAAGGGCUGCCGGUGGACGAGAUUUACCAAAUGCCCUACUCCCGAGCGGCCAAUAUUCCCAACAUGGAAACCUACCAGCGGAUGUACCGGCAGUCUCUGGAUACGCCGUAUGAGUUCUGGAACGACCAGAGCAGCAAACUCCUGAGGUGGCUCAGCCCGUGGAGAAAGUUGAAGGCCGAGGAUAUGAAAGCGGUAUUAGAACAUGCAUAAUUUUAAUUUUCAGUUUGUUUGAUCUGCGCAGCUGUAAGUUCAACCUCAGCUUCGCGCUGCGAUCUCUUCCGUAGCGCCACGAAAGUACCGCCAAGUAUGUUCAAAAACUAUAUUCUUUUCCGAACAGGGAGACGUUCGUUGGUUCAUCGAUGGUAAGUUGAACGCGUGCGAUUGUUGUGUCGAUCGCUGGGCCGAGCUCUGUCCGGAUAAAAUAGCCAUUAUCUGGGAAGGCGACGAGCCGGACAACAUUCGAAAGAUUACGUACGCCGAGCUGCUGCAAAAAGUCUGCCAGAUUGCAAAUCUUCUCAAGUUGCAGGGAGUCCGGAAAGGUAAAUAAAGUGGCGAUUGGCGUUGAUAAAAUAAUCAUGAUAAUGUGAUAUAUCUUCGCAUUUUUGUUGUGAUGUGAGAGUUACGCAAGGUGGGAAGAUGCGAAGCAGGUACGUAUCGAAAAUAUCAAAUUCGCUUCGACUUCCUUAGUAAAAAUCACACCCUUCAGGCGACCGCGUUACCAUCUACAUGCCGAUGAUUCCCGAAGCAGCGAUGUGCAUGCUCGCUUGCGCUCGUCUGGGAGCCAUCCACUCGGUUGUCUUCGCCGGGUUCAGUGCGGUCUCGCUGCGCGAGCGGAUACUGGACGCGCAGUCUUCCGUCAUCAUCACAGCUGACAACGGGAUCCGGGGGGGAAAGUUGAUCAAAUUGAAGCAAAUCACCGACGAGGCGCUCGUGGGGUGUGAUUUCGUCACGAGCGUUCUCGUCUUCAAAAGGAUAGGUAUUUACAGAUAGACAACUUUCUUUGCUGGCACGAGGACUCAGUCUGUCUUUUUUACAGAGUGGCAUUCAUCAACAUAUUAAUUUCGUGGCACGUGUCGAAAGUAUCUAUGGUCCAUUUCGCCCCUAAUACUACAGGUGAGUGCGCAAUGAAACCCGGGCGCGACGUGGAGGUCGAUGAGCUUCUUCCGAAAAUGCGUCCCUACUGCCCCUAUCAAGUGCAAAAGUGUCUGGGUCUGGAAAAAUGCAUGUUUGUCAUGCUUGUCUGGCAUAACUCCGAAAUCUGUCAUGCACGUUACCCAAGAGCUCCACUUUUCUGUGAUGCAGAGACGCAGUUUGUCAUCCAGAAUGGGCAACACCCAGAAGCUCAGAAAAUUGUCAUGCUGAGCCAGCAUUUGUGGCCUCAUCAUGAGACGCCACCCAGCAUCACAAGUUUCCAGACCCAGACAUUUUUACAUUUGAUAGUCCCCCAGAGGUGAUGGACAGCGAGGACUUUUUGUUCAUGCUGUACACAAGUGGAUCAACUGGGAAGCCCAAGGGCAUAGCGCACGGGACCGCGGGGUAUCUGCUCUACGCCGCAAUGACGCUGCGGUACGUUUUCGAUUACCACGACGGCGAUUUGCACGCGUGCGUCGCCGACGUCGGCUGGAUUACGGGGCACAGCUACAUUGUUUACGGACCUCUGUGCAACGGAGCCACGACGUUCAUGUUCGAGUCCGUGCCCACGUAUCCGGGCCCCGACCGCUAUUGGGACAUGGUGGCAAGGCAUAAAAUCACGCAAUUCUACACAGCACCAACGGCGUUGCGCGCUUUGAUGCGGUUCGGCAAGGACCCGGUCGAGAAGCACGACAGGAGUAGUCUUCGGGUUUUGGGGACUGUCGGGGAGCCGAUCAACCCGGAGGCGUGGAGAUGGUACAAAGAGUUUGCGAGGUUGAAUGUAUUCGGAGACUCGAUAUAAAAAUCGGCACUGGCCUUUAUUGAGCGGUUUUUCACAAAAGGUCGCCUUUUCAAAAAUUUUUCACAGGUACUUCGGUUGUGUCGGCGACAAGAAGUGUCCGAUCGUGGACACCUUUUGGCAAACGGAGACCGGGGGCCACAUGCUGACCCCGCUCGCCGGGUGCACGCCCAUGAAGCCCGGGUCGGCGACGCUGCCCUUCUUCGGCGUGGAACCGGCGGUGCUCCACCCGCAGACCGGGAAGGAGCAGCUCGGGCCGAAUGUCUCGGGGGUGCUGUGCCUGAAACGGUCGUGGCCAGGGCAGUUGCGGACGGUAUACGGGGACCACGACCGGAUGCUCAACGUGUACUACAAGGGGUAUCCGGGGUACUACCUGACCGGGGACGGCUGUAUCCGGGACAACGACGGCUACUACUGGAUUACCGGCCGGGUCGAUGACGUGAUCAACGUCUCCGGGCACCGGAUCGGGUCCGCGGAAAUCGAGCACAGCCUCGUGCAGAACGAAAACGUCGCGGAGGCCGCGGUCGUCGGGUUUCCCCACGAGAUCAAGGGCGAGGGCAUUUUUGCCUACGUGAUUCUGAAAGCGCACGUCGUGGAUUUCGUCCAGGCGGACAUGAUCCAGGCCCUGAAAAACAGCGUGCGCUCCUACAUCGGGCCCUUCGCCACCCCGGACCGGGUCGUGUUGAUUCCGGGUCUGCCAAAAACACGGUCGGGCAAGAUCAUGCGCCGGAUUUUGCGCAAGAUCGCGGCAAACGAUACAAGUAACCUUGGCGACACCAGCACACUGGCGGAGCCCGCCGUCGUGGAGCAAAUCAAGGAGGCCGUGGCGGCUAUGUGAAGAGAAAAAAUUACCGGAAUUUGCAUUCAUAUAUGGUCAUCGUUGCACUGCAUUUUCCCGCUUUCGUAACAAACCUAACCCGUGUAGUAUAAGCAAGGGCACUUAUUCACCCAUUUUCAUACAAUAUCACCACUGCUCACGUUGCGCUGGUAAAAGCGCAGAGAAGUAGUUGGCGGCAACCCGGCACAACGACUUUGUGUAACUAAAGAAAUGUUGACCCGCAGUAAAGUAUCCCCAGCACUAUCCGCGUUAUCCUCAAAUGAACUUGGUAGAGGAGCAUAGCUCCAAAAACGCAUCACCUACUACAAGGAGAAUUUUCACGCUACGCCAGCGCUAUUGCAUUUCAACACUUUCGCAUGCAAAAUGUACAGAACAAUAUGACCGAUUACGAGAAUGAUUUAAAUGGGAUCGAAGGUG